AUAUUGGGUAAAUGGGGACAUCUUAACCGCCGUUAAGUAACGUCGCCGUGGAAUGGACGGUUCGCGAGCACCAUAGUCGGAGCCGGGCCUAGGGCCGGAGGCCGGAGAGUCGGUCAAUCAAUCUAAACAGUUCGGAGAAGAGUUAGACGAAGACGAAGAAGAAAUCUGGAAGGAAUGAGACCUAACAUCGUCACAGAGGCAGGACUUCCAACUAGGUUGAACCAAUGGUGGGCUGGUAUUCCAUUUAUUACUUCUAGUGUGACAGUUAUUUGUGGGAUAAUUUACGUGGUAUGUUUAUUGGCCGGGUAUGACUCGUUUGCCGAGAUAUGUUUCUUUCCUUCUGAAGUGGUUUCAAGGUUUCAAGUGUACAGGAUUUAUACAGCUGUUCUCUUUCAUGGAUCCCUUCUGCAUGUUGUUUUCAAUAUGUUGGCACUUGUACCUCUGGGGACAGAGCUGGAGAGAAUCAUGGGAUCCAUUCGUCUGCUGUACUUGAUGAUCUUGCUUGCUACAAGCAAUGCUAUUUUCCAUCUCAUUAUAGCUUUAAUUGUGUCCCACAAUCCUCUACACGCAUAUCCAUUUCUCAUGCAUGAGUGUGCCAUUGGUUUCUCGGGAAUAAUAUUUUCUAUGAUUGUUAUAGAAACCAGCCUGAGUGGCGUACAAGCUAGAAGCGUUUUUGGACUCUUCAAUGUGCCUGCCAAGUGGUAUGCGUGGAUACUGUUGGUACUCUUUCAACUUCUAGCAACAAAUGUUUCAUUGUUGGGACACCUGUGUGGAAUUUUAUCAGGAUUUGCAUACUCUUAUGGAUUAUUCAAUUACUUUUUACCCGGAUCAUCCUUUUAUGGUGCAAUUGAGAGCUCAUCACUUUUAUCAGCAUGCGUCAGGCGUCCUGGAUUUAUUCUGUGUAGUGGAGGGGCUACAUAUGGUAACCUGCCAACACAUUUAAAUUCAAGCACUGCUCCAAGUAGCCUAGUUUCAGAGAACUUGUGGAGAAAUAUUACCUCAUGGAUGCCACAAAGGGGAACAACUACCAAUCAGCAAGCUCAAGACUCAAGAUUUCCUGGAAGGGCUAGGACACUUGGUUCUGCAAGAAACCAGCCAACACCUGGAGUGGAUUCUGAUUUAAGUUUGCAGGCUGGACUUUUGGAAAAUUCUGAUACAAAUAACCAUUUGGAAACAUCAACACUUGCUACUGGAACGCAUUUAUCAGAUGCAAGGCAUUUUAAUGUUCUAACAGACGGCACCACUGAACUAGCCACACAUAAUCAGAUUUUAGAUAGCUUUGAAGAAAAACUGAAGAAACUAGUGGGGAUGGGUUUUGAAAAGACUCUUGCUGAAGUCGCUCUUGCAGCUGCUGAUGGAGAUACUAAUAUUGCUAUUGAAAUCCUCAUGAGUCAGCAGG
This is a messenger RNA of Phalaenopsis equestris, 1399 nucleotides long. RefSeq names its product rhomboid-like protein 15. Gene Ontology annotation, cellular component: Hrd1p ubiquitin ligase ERAD-L complex; endoplasmic reticulum membrane. Gene Ontology annotation, molecular function: serine-type endopeptidase activity; misfolded protein binding; ubiquitin-specific protease binding. Gene Ontology annotation, biological process: endoplasmic reticulum unfolded protein response. The record is from RefSeq and is a predicted model, not a curated record. NCBI's taxonomy places the organism in Eukaryota, Viridiplantae, Streptophyta, Magnoliopsida, Asparagales, Orchidaceae.